This is a messenger RNA of Dovyalis caffra, 1608 nucleotides long. NCBI's taxonomy places the organism in Eukaryota, Viridiplantae, Streptophyta, Magnoliopsida, Malpighiales, Salicaceae. The record is from the annotation of a GenBank genome assembly.
AUGGCUGGACUUAGGUUUUCAAUGCUAAAAAAAUCACUCUGUAAUUCCAUUAGCCCCUCUUCACAACGUCAAUUACUUCAAUUUUAUAAUGUUAAUGGAGGUAGUCUAAGAUCAGCAUAUGCUAUAGUAAAUCGUGAUUAUUACAAAGAUGAAUCAAAAUUGGCUGGAAAUCUGGCAAAUUUUAAAGUUAUGAGAUCUGACUUGUGUGUCAAUAACCGAUCUUAUAAGACUAAACCAAUGAGAGGAUUUUUGUCAACUUCGUCGAAUAUGAUGUUUCAAAGUGCUGUUCCUUUCAUUUCAAUGAGCCCCAGUUUGAGCUAUCGAUCAUUCUCUUGGUCUUCUGGUGGAAAAGUUGAUAAAUCUGGGGCUAAUGAAGUUUCAGCUGCUUCCAGUGGAAGUGAUGUGGAUGUUAGUAACAGUGGUGUUAUUGGAAGUGACUGGAUUGAUAAGGUUAAAGAAGCUUGGCAAAGUGCGGUAGAUGCAGUAAGUUAUUCUGGGCAAAAGGCUAGAGAGACCUCUAGUGAACUGACCCCUUAUGUUCAGCAGUUGCUUGAUUCACAUCCGUAUCUUAAAAAUGUGGUCGUUCCAGUUGGUUGGACUUUGACUGGUACCUUAGUGGCUUGGGUGGUUAUGCCUAGGCUUUUGAGGCGAUUUCACAAAUAUUCAUUGCAAACUCCUGCUGCUUUGUUAUCUGGAGGCAUAUCUGGGGAACAAAUUCCAUACGAGAAAAGCAUAUGGGGUGCUCUGGAAGAUCCUUUGAGAUAUGUAAUCACCUUCAUGGCAUUUUCACAAAUUGCUGUGAUGGUGGCACCUACUACAUUUGCUUCUCAGUAUAUAGCACAAGUAUGGAGGGGUGCUGUUAUUCUUUCUUUUGUAUGGUUUCUGCAUCAGUGGAAGACAACUGUGUUUAGUCGUGUGGUAGCUUCAGCAACGUUUGAUCGAGAAAAGCUGUUAACUCUUGAUAGAGUUUCUUCUGUUGGUCUUUUUGUCAUUGGACUGAUGGCUUUAGCUGAGGCUUGUGGGGUGGCUGUGCAAUCUAUUUUGACUGUGGGUGGCAUUGGAGGAGUUGCUACUGCUUUUGCUGCCAAAGAUGUCCUUGGGAAUGUGCUCAGUGGGUUGUCUAUGCAAUUUUCAAAGCCCUUUUCUAUUGGAGAUACAAUAAAGGCUGGAUCUAUAGAAGGUCAAGUGGUUGAAAUGGGACUUACUACCACUUCGUUAUUGAAUGCUGAGAAAUUCCCUGUCUUAGUUCCAAAUUCAUUGUUUUCCAGUCAGGUAAUUGUGAACAAGUCUCGUGCCCAAUGGCGUGCGGUGGUCUCCAAAAUUCCUGUAACGUUUGAUGAUGUGGAGAAGUUACCUCAUAUAUCAAAUGACAUCAAGAGCAUGCUAAAAUCUAACCCAAACAUUGUCUUGGAAAAGGAGGCUCCUUACUGUUACUUGUCUAGAAUAGAAAAUUCAUUUGCAGAAUUGACUCUAGGGUGCAAUCUCAAACAAAUGAGCAAAAAUGAAUUAUACUCUACGGAGCAAGACAUUCUUCUGCAGUCAGUCAGGAUAAUAAAGCAGCAUGGUGUUAAAUUAGGCAGUACAUGGCAAGAUAGUACCAGUCAAUGA